AUGCGGCCAACACUCCGAGCGCUCGCGCGCUACCUCGAACCCGGCACGCCCACGGGUCUGACGGGCCUGUGGACGCACGCCACGCCCCGGUCGACGCUCCUCUUCCUCUACGGCAGCACCCUCCACAAGCUCCAGUCGCUGCCGGCGACGUCGCUCUAUCGCCAAUCGGUCGAGGCGGUGACCAAGCAGCGCCUGGCCCUGGUCGAGCAGUACACGCCGCCGGGCUACGAGGCCUGGGCGGCCAAGGCCAAGGAGCUGGUGCGCAGCAGCAGCAGCGCCGAGAAGUUCCGCGUGGCCAGCGGCCGCGUCGACGGCAGCGAAGCCCGCACCGUCAAGCUUGGCGACCGCGUCUUCGUUGUCGGCUACAAGCACCUCCCCGGCGACGAGCGCGUCGAGGAGUGGGACGGCGAGGAGAAUGAGGGCGGCGAGCUCGAGGGCAUCCGCACCCCGGCCGAGCGCGCCGACCAGGUCAUCUGGGCCGAGCGCAAGCCGCUCGAGGACCACGAGAAGAUUGAGUGGGCGGACGAGCCGCAGCUCACGGCCGAUCAGAUCCACGAACUUGAGCAAAAGAUUGGCGCGGGCCUCAUUGAGGAGAUCAUUGAGGUUGCCGAGGGCGAGUUGAAGAUUAUCGAGGUCAUGGAGAAGGCCAAGGUCUGGGAAGACCUCGAGGAGAAGCCCGUCGAGGGCCAGUGGUCAUACUUUGACCGACCCUGA
Molecule: messenger RNA, 714 nt
Organism: Akanthomyces muscarius
Lineage: Eukaryota; Fungi; Ascomycota; Sordariomycetes; Hypocreales; Cordycipitaceae
Exons: 3
Coding region: 1-714 (237 amino acids)
Biological process (GO): respiratory electron transport chain
Source: RefSeq, a predicted model, not a curated record